Molecule: messenger RNA, 1362 nt
Organism: Zea mays
Lineage: Eukaryota; Viridiplantae; Streptophyta; Magnoliopsida; Poales; Poaceae
Product: glycine-rich cell wall structural protein-like
Exons: 1
Source: RefSeq, a predicted model, not a curated record
GGGGGGGGGGGGGGGGGGGGGGGGGGGGGGGGGGGGGGGGGGGGGGGGGGGGGGGGGGGGGGGGGGGGGGGGGGGGGGGGGGGGGGGGGGGGGGGGGGGGGGGGGGGGGGGGGGGGGGGGGGGGGGGGGGGGGGGGGGGGGGGGGGGGGGGGGGGGGGGGGGGGGGGGGGGGGGGGGGGGGGGGGGGGGGGGGGGGGGGGGGGGGGGGGGGGGGGGGGGGGGGGGGGGGGGGGGGGGGGGGGGGGGGGGGGGGGGGGGGGGGGGGGGGGGGGGGGGGGGGGGGGGGGGGGGGGGGGGGGGGGGGGGGGGGGGGGGGGGGGGGGGGGGGGGGGGGGGGGGGGGGGGGGGGGGGGGGGGGGGGGGGGGGGGGGGGGGGGGGGGGGGGGGGGGGGGGGGGGGGGGGGGGGGGGGGGGGGGGGGGGGGGGGGGGGGGGGGGGGGGGGGGGGGGGGGGGGGGGGGGGGGGGGGGGGGGGGGGGGGGGGGGGGGGGGGGGGGGGGGGGGGGGGGGGGGGGGGGGGGGGGGGGGGGGGGGGGGGGGGGGGGGGGGGGGGGGGGGGGGGGGGGGGGGGGGGGGGGGGGGGGGGGGGGGGGGGGGGGGGGGGGGGGGGGGGGGGGGGGGGGGGGGGGGGGGGGGGGGGGGGGGGGGGGGGGGGGGGGGGGGGGGGGGGGGGGGGGGGGGGGGGGGGGGGGUGGGGGGGGGGGGGGGGGGGGGGGGGGGGGGGGGGGGGGGGGGGGGGGGGGGGGGGGGGGGGGGGGGGGGGGGGGGGGGGGGGGGGGUGGGGAGGGGGGGGGGGGGGGGGGGGGGGGGGGGGGGGGGGGGGGGGGGGGGGGGGGGGGGGGGGGGGGGGGGGGGGGGGGGGGGGGGGGGGGGGGGGGGGGGGGGGGGGGGGGGGGGGGGGGGGGGGUGGGGGGGGGGGGGGGGGGGGGGGGGGGGGGGGGGGGGGGGGGGGGGGGGGGGGGGGGGGGUGGGGGGGGGGGGGGGGGGGGGGGGGGGGGGGGGGGGGGGGGGGGGGGGGGGGGGGGGGGGGGGGGGGGGGGGGGGGGGGGGGGGGGGGGGGGGGGGGGGGGUGGGGGGUGGGGGGGGGGGUGGGGGGGGGGGGGGGGGGGGGGGGGGGGGGGGGGGGGGGGGGGGGGGGGGGGGGGGGGGGGGGGGGGGGGGGGGGGUGGGGGGGGGGGGGGGGGGGGGGGGGGGGGGGGGGGGGGGGGGGGGGGGGGGGGGGGGGGGGGGGGGGGGGGGGGGGGGGGGGGGGGGGGGGGGGGGGGGGGGGGGGGGGGGGGGGGGGGGGGGGGGGGGGGGGGGGGGGGGGGGGGGGGGGGGGGGGGGGGGGGGGGGGGGGGGGGGGGGGGGGGGGGGGGGGGGG